Molecule: messenger RNA, 426 nt
Organism: Aspergillus homomorphus CBS 101889
Lineage: Eukaryota; Fungi; Ascomycota; Eurotiomycetes; Eurotiales; Aspergillaceae
Product: EMC6 family protein
Exons: 2
Biological process (GO): autophagosome assembly; protein folding in endoplasmic reticulum
Cellular component (GO): endoplasmic reticulum; EMC complex; membrane
Source: RefSeq, a predicted model, not a curated record
AUGCCACCCACCAAACAAGAACUCAGUCUUCUGAUCAACCCACUGGUCCCAGAGUCCCUCCAACACAACAACAGGACCCUAACAACCCUCCACUCCCUAACCUCCUUCCUCCUAGGCCUAACAGCCGGGAUCCUCUCGCUCCAAUCCAUAACAGGCUUCGCCUUCUACGCGCUGGGCACGGUGCUCGUGUCCGGGCUGUUCCACGCGCUGCUGCUGUACCGGUCUGGGGGACGGGGCGCCGGGUGGUAUUUUGCGGGUGCGCAGGGCGAGAUACGCGGGUUGGAUGGGAAGAGCGGCGUUGUUCGCGGCGAUGCGGAUGGGACGCCGGUGGAGAUCUUGAGGCGUGGGGCCUGGCGUGAUGUGUGGCUUGGGGGCGGGGUGCUUGGGGAGGCUUUAUCAGGUUUUGUGUUGGGGUGGGCGGGGGUU